AUUUAGAGAGGUCUCAAAGUAAAAAAUAGGUCAUAGUUGAUUCACCUCUUAACUAAUUUACAAAUGAAUAAUUUAUGUACUAGGAUAACAAAGUUAAUGUCGUCACAGGAACAAAUAUUUAAAAUUCUGAGACAAUACAAAGAAUAUUUUUUCAUAACAGAUAGAAAUAUUACAAAAUAUUAGAUCUAAAAAUAUACAAAGCAAUAUGAUUCAAAAACCCGGAAAAAGUCUAUUAAUAUCAAAAGAAAAAAACAUUGAAUUUUACAUGUGUACAGGUAUAAUUUAAUAUAAAAUCUAUUAAGUAUGCUCUUACCGAAUGAAAAAAGAAAAAUAGUUCUCUAAUUGAUUAUCUCUUAUUUCAUCGUUUAAGUAUAUAAGCCCGAAGAAAUCCAUAAAGCCAUAAUAACAUCCCAUGUUAAUCAUUUCAUUCUCUAAGGAUCACCGGCUAAACAUAGGCAGCUCUACCUAGCUGAAAAAAAUGAUACAAUUAAUAAUAUUUCUCAUAUAUACUGUUAAAAUGAAAACAUAUUUUAAUACAUUUGGCUUAGCAAAAAUUAUUACUCUUACUAUUAUUUUUAACCAAGAACGAUACUUUGUUUUCUCAGCACCAUCCACUAUUCCUACAACUUUUACCUUCUCCACAGUUAUGACACCGGCAGCUUCAAGUACCACUCCUACGACACAAACGGUGAAUCCAACAGUAUCUUCUGGUCCAUCCACUGGCAAUCCUUCAACAGUGAUAACACCAGGUGCAUCAAGCACAGCUCCUGCGACACAAACGGUGAAUCCAACAGUAUCUUCUGGUCCAUCCACUGGCAAUCCUUCAACAGUGAUAACACCAGGUGCAUCAAGCACAGCUCCAGCGACACAAACAGUCAAUCCAACAGGUUCUACUGGUCAAUCCACUGGCAAUCCUUCAACAGUGAUAACACCAGGUGCAUCAAGCACAGCUCCUGCGACACAAACAGUCAAUCCAACAGGUUCUACUGGUCCAUCCACUGGCAAUCCUUCAACAGUGAUAACACCAGGUGCAUCAAGUACCGCUCCUGCGACACAAACAGUCCAUCCAACAGUAUCUUCUGGUCCAUCCACUGGCAAUCCUUCAACAGUGAUAACACCAGGUGCAUCAAGCACAGCUCCAGCGACACAAACAGUCAAUCCAACAGGUUCUACUGGUCAAUCCACUGGCAAUCCUUCAACAGUGAUAACACCAGGAGCAUCAAGUACCGCUCCUGCGACACAAACAGUCAAUCCAACAGGUUCUACUGGUCAAUCCACUGGCAAUCCUUCAACAGUGAUAACACCAGGUGCAUCAAGCACAGCUCCAGCGACACAAACGGUGAAUCCAACAUUAUCUUCUGGUCCAUCCACUGGCAAUCCUUCAACAGUGAUAACACCAGGUGCAUCAAGCACAGCUCCAGCGACACAAACGGUGAAUCCAACAUUAUCUUCUGGUCCAUCCACUGGCAAUCCUUCAACAGUGAUAACACCAGGUGCAUCAAGCACAGCUCCAGCGACACAAACAGUCAAUCCAACAGGUUCUACUGGUCAAUCCACUGGCAAUCCUUCAACAGUGAUAACACCAGGAGCAUCAAGUACCGCUCCUGCGACACAAACAGUCAAUCCAACAGGUUCUACUGGUCAAUCCACUGGCAAUCCUUCAACAGUGAUAACACCAGGUGCAUCAAGCACAGCUCCAGCGACACAAACGGUGAAUCCAACAUUAUCUUCUGGUCCAUCCACUGGCAAUCCUUCAACAGUGAUAACACCAGGUGCAUCAAGCACAGCUCCUGCGACACAAACGGUGAAUCCAACAUUAUCUUCUGGUCCAUCCACUGGCAAUCCUUCAACAGUGAUAACACCAGGUGCAUCAAGUACCGCUCCUGCGACACAAACAGUCCAUCCAACAGUAUCUUCUGGUCCAUCCACUGGCAAUCCUUCAACAGUGAUAACACCAGGUGCAUCAAGCACAGCUCCAGCGACACAAACAGUCAAUCCAACAGGUUCUACUGGUCAAUCCACUGGCAAUCCUUCAACAGUGAUAACACCAGGAGCAUCAAGUACCGCUCCUGCGACACAAACAGUCAAUCCAACAGGUUCUACUGGUCAAUCCACUGGCAAUCCUUCAAUAGUGAUAACACCAGGUGCAUCAAGCACAGCUCCUGCGACACAAACAGUCAAUCCAACAAGUUCUACUGGUCAAUCCACUGGCAAUCCUUCAAUAGUGAUAACACCAGGUGCAUCAAGCACAGCUCCUGCGACACAAACAGUCAAUCCAACAAGUUCUACUGGUCAAUCCACUGGCAAUCCUUCAACAGUGAUAACGCCAGGUGCAUCAAGCACAGCUCCAGCGACACAAACGGUGAAUCCAACAUUAUCUUCUGGUCCAUCCACUGGCAAUCCUUCAACAGUGAUAACACCAGGUGCAUCAAGUACCGCUCCUGCGACACAAACAGUCCAUCCAACAGUAUCUUCUGGUCCAUCCACUGGCAAUCCUUCAACAGUGAUAACACCAGGUGCAUCAAGCACAGCUCCAGCGACACAAACAGUCAAUCCAACAGGUUCUACUGGUCAAUCCACUGGCAAUCCUUCAACAGUGAUAACACCAGGAGCAUCAAGUACCGCUCCUGCGACACAAACAGUCAAUCCAACAGGUUCUACUGGUCAAUCCACUGGCAAUCCUUCAACAGUGAUAACACCAGGUGCAUCAAGCACAGCUCCUGCCACACAAACAGUCAAUCCAACAGGUUCUACUGGUCCAUCCACUGGCAAUCCUUCAACAGUGAUAACACCAGGUGCAUCAAGCACAGCUCCUGCGACACAAACAGUCAAUCCAACAGGUUCUACUGGUCCAUCCACUGGCAAUCCUUCAACAGUGAUAACACCAGGUGCAUCAAGUACCGCUCCUGCGACACAAACAGUCCAUCCAACAGUAUCUUCUGGUCCAUCCACUGGCAAUCCUUCAACAGUGAUAACACCAGGUGCAUCAAGCACAGCUCCAGCGACACAAACAGUCAAUCCAACAGGUUCUACUGGUCAAUCCACUGGCAAUCCUUCAACAGUGAUAACACCAGGAGCAUCAAGUACCGCUCCUGCGACACAAACAGUCAAUCCAACAGGUUCUACUGGUCAAUCCACUGGCAAUCCUUCAAUAGUGAUAACACCAGGUGCAUCAAGCACAGCUCCUGCGACACAAACAGUCAAUCCAACAAGUUCUACUGGUCAAUCCACUGGCAAUCCUUCAACAGUGAUAACACCAGGUGCAUCAAGCACAGCUCCAGCGACACAAACGGUGAAUCCAACAGUAUCUUCUGGUCCAUCCACUGGCAAUCCUUCAACAGUGAUAACGCCAGGUGCAUCAAGCACAGCUCCAGCGACACAAACAGUCAAUCCAACAGUAUCUUCUGGUCCAUCCACUGGCAAUCCUUCAACAGUGAUAACACCAGGUGCAUCAAGCACAGCUCCUGCGACACAAACAGUCAAUCCAACAGGUUCUACUGGUCAAUCCACUGGCAAUCCUUCAACAGUGAUAACACUAGGAGCAUCAAGCACAGCUCCUGCGACACAAACAGUCAAUCCAACAGGUUCUACUGGUCAAUCCACUGGCAAUCCUUCAACAGUGAUAACGCCAGGUGCAUCAAGCACAGCUCCUGCGACACAAACAGUCCAUCCAACAGUAUCUUCUGGUCCAUCCACUGGCAAUCCUUCAACAGUGAUAACACCAGGUGCAUCAAGCACAGCUCCAGCGACACAAACGGUGAAUCCAACAGUAUCUUCUGGUCCAUCCACUGGCAAUCCUUCAACAGUGAUAACACCAGGUGCAUCAAGCACAGCUCCUGCGACACAAACAGUCAAUCCAACAGGUUCUACUGGUCAAUCCACUGGCAAUCCUUCAAUAGUGAUAACACCAGGUGCAUCAAGCACAGCUCCUGCGACACAAACAGUCAAUCCAACAAGUUCUACUGGUCAAUCCACUGGCAAUCCUUCAACAGUGAUAACGCCAGGUGCAUCAAGCACAGCUCCAGCGACACAAACGGUGAAUCCAACAGUAUCUUCUGGUCCAUCCACUGGUAAUCCUUCAACAGUGAUAACACCAGGAGCAUCAAGUACUGCUCCUGCGACACAAACAGUCAAUCCAACAGGUUCUACUGGUCAAUCCACUGGCAAUCCUUCAACAGUGAUAACGCCAGGUGCAUCAAGCACAGCUCCUGCGACACAAACGUUGAAUCCAACAGUAUCUUCUGGUCCAUCCACUGGCAAUCCUUCAACAGUGAUAACACCAGGUGCAUCAAGCACAGCUCCAGCGACACAAACAGUCAAUCCAACAGUAUCUUCUGGUCCAUCCACUGGCAAUCCUUCAACAGUGAUAACACCAGGUGCAUCAAGUACCGCUCCUGCGACACAAACAGUCAAUCCAACAGGUUCUACUGGUCAAUCCACUAGCAAUCCUUCAACAGUGAUAACACCAGGAGCAUCAAGUACCGCUCCUGCGACACAAACGGUGAAUCCAACAGGUUCUGCUGGUUCAUCAACUUUUUAUCCAACAACAAUAGUGACACCUAGUGCAUCAAGCACUGCUUCUGUUACACAAACUGUAAAUCCAAGUAACAGUCCAAUAUCUUUGCUUGUUACGCCUGGACCCACAGAAAUUUUGAAUGCCUUACCGACAAUUUAUAUUUUACGGGAAAGAUCUGUGAAAUCUGUAACUAAUGUGUUAAUUACUAUUUAUAGCCAAAGUAAAAUUCAUUGUGCGGUUACCUGUAAAAUGCUUGACCAAUGUAAAUCUUUUAAUUUUAAAGUUGAUGCUUAUUGUGAUUUGUAUAGUUUAAACAAGUUAACGAAUUAUACUUCUGUUGGUGUUAAGAAUUUAUUUUAUUCAUCGUUGUAG
Molecule: messenger RNA, 4888 nt
Organism: Dimorphilus gyrociliatus
Lineage: Eukaryota; Metazoa; Annelida; Polychaeta; Dinophilidae
Source: the annotation of a GenBank genome assembly